UGCGAAUUGCAAAUCAGCUGAUCAAGAACACACGUUGGCGCGCUUUUGGACCGAGCGGUGUGAGUUCCGCAUAUAGCGACAGUUCACAGUUCAUCCUUGAGUCGAGAUUGUCGAGAAACGGAGAAAAAUAAAUGUAACACCUGCAGGACAAAGAAAAAUGGAUGAUCAAGGCGUCGCGGAGGUUGACGACAUCGGAAACGAACUGAAUUUGAGUAAUGUCAGUGCGUUAGUGGAAGAGGUAAACCAAGAAAGGGAAGAUUUGCACGAAGAAUCUGAGACCGCCGAGGCAGAAGCUCACCAGGAUGAGGAGCCUGCGGCAAAGCUGACUCAGCUUCCCAUCGGCAGAGUCAAGAAGAUUGCCAAGUCGGAUUCUGAUAUUAAUUUGAUCAAUCAAGAAGCCAUCUUUUUGAUUACCAAAGCUACGGAAUUGUUUAUAGAUUCCCUGUCCAAGGAAUCAUACAAGUAUACUCAUCAGGCAAAGAAGAAAACCAUUCAAAAGAAAGAUGUUCAAAGUGCCAUUGAUAAUGUGGAUGCCUUGAUGUUUUUGGAUGGAGUAAAUUAGCCAAGAAGCUGCCAAAUUUUUUGUACGAUAAAACAAGUAGCUGAUAAAAUGUUUAUAAUAUGUUAUUUAUAGAGUAAUAAAAUUUACCUAAUAUUGUUUUUACAUAAACUUA
Messenger RNA from Nasonia vitripennis (jewel wasp), 674 nucleotides. RefSeq names its product DNA polymerase epsilon subunit 4 (gene PolE4). Gene Ontology annotation, molecular function: protein heterodimerization activity. Gene Ontology annotation, cellular component: epsilon DNA polymerase complex; nucleus. NCBI's taxonomy places the organism in Eukaryota, Metazoa, Arthropoda, Insecta, Hymenoptera, Pteromalidae. The coding region runs from base 158 to 562 and encodes 134 amino acids. The record is from RefSeq and is a predicted model, not a curated record. The transcript is spliced from 2 exons.